GCCAACACAAUCCAAACAUGUUAAAAUUAUUACUUAGUAUUGGAUCGCUGUUUUUUGUAAAUAUCUCGGCCGAAGCUCAAAUUCGACGAGCAUUGUGCUCGGAAUCUCACAGCAUACCCGUUAAUGUUACACAGAUAAGCGGAGUAUGGUGGGAAAUUGCGCGAAGUCCAGCACAAGCUAAUAUUGCCUGUGUAAAAGUAAAUUUUACUGAGAUUCAACCAGAGAACAUUUUGCAAAUAGCUACUACGUAUGCAGUUUCAGGCAUUUAUUUGUGGGAUAAUCGCACCAUGUAUGCCAAUGUAUCUUUAUCCAGUCCAGAUAAUAUUGGGUAUAACAUUUCAUAUACGGAUGGAUCUAAAAAAACAAAAAAUACCGUAUAUAAACUGUUGAAUACUGAUUACAAUAAUUAUGCUUUGCUUUGCGGAUUCACAAAUGCCACUAACACAGCCACAUCAUUUGGUAUAAUACUCACACGAGAACGUUACCCAAACUUGACUCAAGUCAUUGAUCUAGAAGACAGUGCAUCCCUUCUAUAUUCGGAUUUUGAAUUUGGCACUAUGCCGCUAGUUACACAAUCACCAAAAUGUUAUACGGCUGGUGUUACAGAUCGAUACUCUGUAUUCGCAAUACUAGUUGUAUUUUUAUAUUCAACUAUAGUACAUAUUAUAACGUAAUUAGAAGUCUUAAUAAGAAGAAAUUAUUGGAACGCGAUUAUAUGUAUGUAGUUUGUCAGGUAAUGAUUCACUCUUAUUAUUAUAAAUUGAUAAGGGAGUAUUAUUAAAAACUGUGCAUGUUGUUAUAAAUUUUAUUUUUCGAUAUAAAGAUAGUGUUUUUACUUGUUUACUUGUUUAAAUUAUAAAUUAAAAUUAUAAUUGUUUUAGGAAAAUUGUUGUUUUAUUUUGAAAACUUUAAUCAGAAGAAGAGUUAUAAAUUAAAAAAUAAAUAAAAAGAGAUAAACUUCUAAAUUAACCAA
Molecule: messenger RNA, 973 nt
Organism: Lucilia cuprina (Australian sheep blowfly)
Lineage: Eukaryota; Metazoa; Arthropoda; Insecta; Diptera; Calliphoridae
Exons: 3
Coding region: 18-674 (218 amino acids)
Source: RefSeq, a predicted model, not a curated record